AUGAACCCAUAUGUCGAAGUAACACUCAGCUGGCUCCUCAAGAGCUCCCGAGGCCAUGACGCAAAGGCAUUCUGCAGAACCCCGGCCUUCGCCGCGCACAAAGAACAAACCAUCACCGUGACCUCCCCGGACUGCGGCCCCUCGCCCGCCGCGCUCGCCCCGGCGUACAUCAGCGAGGGCGGCGGCCGGAUCCCCGCGCUCUCGUGGACGGCGCAGCCGGACAUCGAGAGCAAGGUAAGGGAGUGGCUCAUCGUGUCGGAGGACCCCGACGCGCCCUUGCCGACGCCCAUUUGCCACGGCGUCUACGGCGGUAUCGCACCGGACCGUAGAGGGGUCAGCGCUGAGGAUUUUGAGAUUGAGGAUGAGGCCAGGUCACUCCUCAAGGGCGGCUUCCACUGGGGUAAGGGACGCAGGGAGGGCGUGUAUGUCGCGCCUAGGCCGUUAAUGAAUCACGGGCCGCAUAGAUACUUCUUCGAAGUGGUGGCUUUGAGCGAGCAACUGGACAAGAAAUUGUUGGAAUCUCGAGCCACGAGGGAGCAGGUUGCAGAGGCUAUCAACGGGAAGGUUUUAGGUUGGGGCAUGUGGACUGGGAGCGCGGAGAGAAAGUGGAGUUGA
Colletotrichum karsti is the source of this 615-nucleotide messenger RNA. RefSeq lists its product as uncharacterized. Bases 1 to 615 code for a protein of 204 amino acids. Lineage: Eukaryota; Fungi; Ascomycota; Sordariomycetes; Glomerellales; Glomerellaceae. The transcript has 3 exons. The record is from RefSeq and is a predicted model, not a curated record.